GAUGCAUGUGUGAAGUGCGAAUAAAAUACAAUAAUUUUUUUUGAUAUAACCGAAAAAAUAGAAAUUCAUGCAAGUGGACUGCAGAUCUUAUAUCACUCAUGCUCAUGCAUAGUACUAAUAUUUUAGUAUAUCUUAUACUUGAAAAUCCUUCCAAGCUCACCGACUUCCACCUGUCCGGCAAUCACCAUAUCUAUAAAUUCAUAUUCCAUAGUUUCAGAUUCAUAGAAGAAAAGUAACUUUUUUUAUUAAGCAAAAGGGUUUGAGCUAUGGAGUUAUCUUCAUAUCAGGAAAAUGGGUUCAAGAAAGAACAGCACAAGAAGCAAAAGGGUGGCCUUAUCACUAUGCCUUUCAUCAUAGCAAAUGAGGCAUUUGAGAAAGUUGCAAGUUAUGGGCUUAUGUCAAACAUGAUACUGUAUCUGAUUAAGGAUUAUAGGAUGGGAUUAACACAAGGACAGAACAUACUCUUUCUCUGGAAUGCUGCUAAUAAUUUCUUGCCUAUUGUUGGGGCUCUUGUUGCGGAUUCUUAUCUCGGACGAUACCUUACCAUUGCUAUUGGUUCUAUCUUCAGUUUCCUGGGGAUAUCUAUUCUAUGGUUGACAGCCAUGAUUCCACAAGCCACGCCUGGUCCCUGUGAUCCACGAACCCAAACCUGUGAAUAUACUUCUACACUGCAGUACUUGGUUUUGCUCUCAUCCUUCGUUCUUAUGUCAAUUGGAGCAGGUGGUGUUAGGCCUUGUUCACUAGCAUUUGGGGCUGAUCAAAUAGAUGACAAGGACAAUCCCAUGAAUAAAAGGAUGCUAGAGCGGUUCUUCGGAUGGUAUUACGCUUCUGCAGCUGUUGCAGUCGUGCUUGCUUUCACCGGCAUUGUCUAUAUUCAAGAUCAUCUGGGGUGGAAAGUGGGUUUUGGAGUUCCAGCCCUUCUCAUGUUCCUUUCAGCUGCUCUUUUCUUGAUUGCAUCUUCUUUAUAUAUCAAACCAAAAGUCAAGACAAACUUGUUUAGUAGCUUCAUGCAAGUGAUUGCAGUUGUUUACAAGAACAGAAGAAUGACACUUCCUUCUCCAGAUUCUACUAUUACAUGGUAUACUCUUAAAGAUUCAGAACGACAUGUGCCCACUGAUAAACUAAGGUUCAUGAAUAAAGCUUGCAUCAUAAAAAAUCCGGAGGACAUAGGCCUGAAUGGUGUUGCUUUGAACCCGUGGAACCUUUGCACCGUAGAUCAAGUUGAAGAGCUAAAAACAUUGAUCAGAGUACUUCCAUUGUGGUCCACAGCAAUCAUGAUGGCAAUUAACAUGAGUCAAGGUUCAUUUGGAUUGCUUCAAGCCAAGUCCAUGGAUAGGCGCCUAAUUGGGAACUUUGAAAUUCCAGCCGGAUCAUUUAGCAUGUUUACAAUCGGUACUAUAGUCAUCUGGAUUCUACUCUAUGAUCGCGUAUUGUUACCUCUGGCAUCAAAGAUUAGAGGAAAACGAGUACAACUUGGUGUAAAAGAAAGAAUGGGAAUGGGUUUAUUUUGUUCAUUCAUGGCUAUGGUUGUCUCAGCCAUCGUGGAACAUAUAAGACGAACCAAAGCAAUCGAACAAGGUUUUAGAGAAAAUCCCAGCGGUGUGGUUAACAUGUCUGCAUAUUGGUUAGUACCCCAACAUGUUUUAAGUGGAUUAGGCGAGGCUUUUAACUCAAUAGCUCAAACAGAAUUUUACUAUUCAGAAUUCCCUAAGAGCAUGUCCAGCAUUGCAUCAGCCAUGUUCGGGCUAGGGAUGGCAUUUGCAAACUUGUUAGCUAGUGCUAUACUGAGUACCGUAGACAAUGUUUCAAGUAAAGGAGGAAAAGAGAGCUGGACUUCAAGUAAUAUCAACAAGGGACAUUUUGAGAGUUACUACUGGCUUCUUGCAAUCAUGAGUUCAGUAAACCUCUUCUACUAUCUUGUUUGCAGUUGGGCUUAUGGUCCUUGUGUCGAACAAAGGAAUGGCUUUAGACUCGACGAUAAGAAAGGUUCUGCUUCUUCAGAAGAAGAGUUGUUACAAGUGAAGUAACCUUCAGGAAAGGACAAUGAAUUAGAAAACAUUGAGGAUUCAUCUGAAUUUACAGCAGCAUUGUCUGAUCAGCUGAAUCUGUGUAAUAGUGUGACUCAUGACGGAUAUGGGGAAGAAUAUUCUGAUACAGAGAGUAUGACAGCAAGAAUGGUUCAGUUAGAACUUGGUACAAUUCUGUUUACUAUACUAGGGGAUUAAAAUGUUUUAUAUAUUUAUGGACAAGUAGUGAACAAGAGGGAAUGUUUUAUGUCUGUUUAUUCUUAUACCACCCCUGUAAUACAGUUAAAUACCAUAUUAUUUACAAAUAUACAGCAUUGCAAGUA
This is a messenger RNA of Daucus carota subsp. sativus, 2350 nucleotides long. RefSeq names its product protein NRT1/ PTR FAMILY 1.2. The transcript has 4 exons. Lineage: Eukaryota; Viridiplantae; Streptophyta; Magnoliopsida; Apiales; Apiaceae. Gene Ontology annotation, biological process: transmembrane transport; oligopeptide transport. The record is from RefSeq and is a predicted model, not a curated record. Gene Ontology annotation, molecular function: transmembrane transporter activity. Bases 267 to 2027 code for a protein of 586 amino acids. Gene Ontology annotation, cellular component: plasma membrane.